Messenger RNA from Durusdinium trenchii, 1108 nucleotides. The record is from the annotation of a GenBank genome assembly. Lineage: Eukaryota; Dinophyceae; Suessiales; Symbiodiniaceae.
GCAUGCGUUCCUUUUUUGGAGUUCACCGUGACUUCGCUCAUGAAAACCAUCCAAAUACAGGCAAGGGCUUCGAGAUCCCGCAUGGCACUGCAUGGUUGAGCGACCCAGGACCCAUGCUAAGUCCCAAGGAGCAAAAGGAGGAGCGUUCCACAUCAGCCUUCGCCUCUUUGGCGAAUGCGGCGAGCUCCUUCCUUCCCAACUUCUCGUCAGGAGACGACGCUGAGCAGAAGGAGCAGUCCAGCCGAAGGAAUAGCAGAAACGAGGAGACGGUGGCUUCCCCCCGCUCCAACGGACAGACGCGCCCUUUGUCGGGGUCGACCGAAGCGGAAGUCACCGCGUCACCGGCCGUCACCUUGCCUUUGCCGCCUAAUGCUUCGGCCCAUGGCAGUCCGUUGGGUGCCGGACGCCCGGACAGCUCAGAUGGCGAGGUCAGUCCCACUCAGGGCAAGUCUGCCCCGACGCCUCAAGCUGGAGCACGUGAAGGAGAGCGAGGCUAUGAGCCGGCAGGUGCAGGGCCGACCUUCGCGGAUCAGCUGGCCGGGGCCACGCAGCGGGCUCCACAGAGGUUGGCCGAACGGCUACUUGAACAGCUCAAGCACGAUUGUUUGGAGGAGGCGUCCAAGGGCCAAAGCAGCUACACUUGGGACAUGCAGCUCCCUUCGAACAGCCGUUCCUUUAUGCAUCAGGUAGCGCGUUCCUUUGCUUCUCGAGUGGAAGCCUUAGGCUUUGAACAAGUGGAGUGGUGGAACGGACGUGAAUGGAGCAAGCAGAGCCGUCAGUACCACAUCAUUCACGACCCGGUCUACGAAAAGUACCAUAUGAAGAUCCGUGUGAGGUGGUUAGACAGGCCUCGGGCGACCGAAGCGGAGGAGGCUGCCAGGCGCCCCCCAUCCACUUCAGUCAGCGAUAGUGUUGUGGAGCAGUUCAAGCAGUUGUUGGACUUGCAAAGGCAAUUCAUGGAACAUCAACUGGCGCAGGUCGAGAAUGGGCAAAUGUCAAAGUCUGACAAGAGCAACCUCCCGGCUGCGCCUGAGCUUUCGGGUUGUUUGCUUUGAUGGCCGGCGCCGGGUGAAAUCGCCAGGGGCGGCAGCACAGUCGGUUGUGUGAA